Messenger RNA from Auxenochlorella protothecoides, 954 nucleotides. RefSeq lists its product as hypothetical. The record is from RefSeq and is a predicted model, not a curated record. Bases 1 to 954 code for a protein of 317 amino acids. NCBI's taxonomy places the organism in Eukaryota, Viridiplantae, Chlorophyta, Trebouxiophyceae, Chlorellales, Chlorellaceae. The transcript is spliced from 6 exons.
AUGCUCCGACGUGGCUCGGCCAACCCAACGGCCGUCUGCCUGGCAAUGGUACUCCUGUGCCUCAGACCCGCCACAGGCGCAGUGGUGGGGCAGGCGGCCCCAGUAUCCGAGGAGGGCGAGGUGCUGCAGUUUUGCAACACCACGGCACCCCCCCUCCUCGCCUCCACCAGCUCCAAGCAGGACUUGAUCGGGCCGCUGCUCCAUGUCGCCAUCUCCACCUCCAUCGUGGGGUACCACAGUUUUGGCUGGGCCGAUUCUGGCCGCCCCACCCUCCUCCUCAUCCACGGCUUUGGCCAGUCACUGGACAUGUGGGAUGACCUCAACAUUAGCAGUCCGCUGACCAUUCAAAGCAUGGCAGAGGACACCGUGGAGUUUAUACAGGCGUUACAGCUGCCCCUACCCCCCAACCUGAUGGGUGUGUCGAUGGGCGGCUUCAUCGCCAUCGCCGUGGCAGCGCUGCACGGUGACGCCAUCCACAGAGCCAUCCCCAUAUCGGCCAGCGCUGGGAGUCUGGGUUCGGAGCCCCCCACCGACAAGGGCCUCAGCAUUGUCGCCCAGCCGGAGAGGAGGCCCCUGGACAUGCUCAGCCUGUUCUACCCCCUGAACACGACACGGGGUGCAAAGGCAGCAUGUGAUUCCGCCUUUCAGAGCCUGUACAUGCUGGCGGAGGCCACCAUCACGGAGGCCUAUGGGCGCCAGGCCCUGGCCAUCCUGCACUAUUUCAAUGUGGAGACGGCGGUGUGGGAUGCCCUGCCGCUUGUGAGGAACCCCGUUCUGCUGAUUGCGGGGCAGUACGACAUCCUGGUGCCGGCGCAGUCCUCGCGGGCCAUGGCUGCACGCCUCCCUGCCCCCUGGCUGGUCGUCAUACCGGAAGCAGGGCACGGGGUGGCGUCCCAGUGCAGGGACACUGUGCUGGACCUCGUGGAUGCCUUCCUGGGCUCCCCUGAUCUGUAG